Helianthus annuus (common sunflower) is the source of this 1234-nucleotide messenger RNA. RefSeq names its product epoxide hydrolase A. The coding region runs from base 29 to 1024 and encodes 331 amino acids. The transcript is spliced from 3 exons. The record is from RefSeq and is a predicted model, not a curated record. Lineage: Eukaryota; Viridiplantae; Streptophyta; Magnoliopsida; Asterales; Asteraceae. Gene Ontology annotation, molecular function: hydrolase activity.
AGUACAAAAGGAAGCCAAACUUCACCCAAUGCCAACCCACUUUCAAUUCCAAUCUCCAAGUUCCACAAUGGAAGGCAUAGAGCACAGAACCGUGAGAGUCAAUGGAAUCAAUAUGCACAUAGCUGAAAAGGGUGAAGGCCCCAUAAUCCUCUUCCUCCAUGGCUUCCCAGAGCUGUGGUACACAUGGCGCCACCAGAUCCAUGCGUUCGCCGCCCUCGGCUACCACUGUGUCGCUCCAGACCUACGUGGCUACGGCGACACAGAUGCCCCACAGUCCCCAAUGAGCUAUACGUGUUUUCAUGUCGUUGGGGACUUGGUGGCACUUAUAGACUCGAUGGGCGGUGAGGCGGUAUACCUGGUGGCCCAUGACUGGGGUGCCAUGAUUGGGUGGUAUUUGUGCAUGUUUAGGCCUGAAAAGGUGAAGGCUUAUGCGUGCAUAUCGGUGCCGUACCGGCCUAGGCAUCCGAAGAUGAAGCCCAUUGAAACCAUGAAAACUUUCUUUGGUGAAGAUUAUUAUAUGUGCAGGUUUCAGGAAGCUGGAGUUAUGGAGGAUGAGAUAAAAAGCUAUGAAACAGCAGAAGUGCUUAAAAAGAUUCUAACAGAUAGGACACCAGGACCACCUUGCUUGCCUAAAUCGGAUCCAUUUGGAUUGAAAGCUUUGGAUGGUCCAUUGCCAUUGCCUCCUUGGUUAUCCGAAGAGGACCUUAAGUAUAACGUUGACAAGUUUGAUCAAACCGGCUUCUCAGGCGGCUUGAACUAUUACCGCGCGUUGGAUCUGAAUUGGGAGCUCACUGCGGCAUGGACCGGGGCACAAGUGAAUUUACCCGUGAUAUAUGUAGUUGGAGAUGAGGACAUGGUGUAUACAACACCAGGGUUAAAAGAGUAUGUGCACGGUGGUGGGUUCAAGAAAGAUGUGCCAUUGCUUCAAGACAUUGUGGUUAUGGAAGGUGUUGGUCACUUUCUCAACCAAGAAAAGCCAAAAGAAGCCACCACUAUCAUUCAUGAUUUCAUUAAGAAGUUUUAAUUAACCACCAAAUUGCUACUGCUUUAUGUACUCUCAUAUAUGGUUUGGAAUCAAGUCAAAGGUUAUGUUAUCUUAGUUAAGUUUGUAUACUUGAUCUAGGAGUAUUAGCAAUUUCUUUGAACAUUAUGAGAGAUUAUCUUUAAGGUGUUUGUCAUUUGAGUGGCUUCUUGAUCUAAUUCAAACUUUCAAAGAUGAAAGUAUGUUUCGAUA